UCGUUGACCGUUGACCAAACUCCGAUGACCGUCAGUGAGCCAAUUCCGACGCCGAUUGGCAUAUUCCGGCCCCGAUGACUAGAUUCUGACGCCGGUAAGCAUAUUCCGACCACGGUGAGCAUAUUCCGAUGACAAAAUAGCAUAUUCCGGCGACAAAAAACAUAUUCCGGUGACCGGCGACCAAAAUUUUGGGCAGAAAAUUAAAAAUAUUUUUUAUUAUUUUUUAUUUUUUUAUAAUGAAAAUUAUACCCUUGCUUUGAUUUUACACUAGGUCAACUCAACUAAUAAAAAGUCAUCACAACCCUAGCUUCCUAUUGGUUGGAGACAAGUGUUGUUACAAUAACAACAAAAUGAGUGUUGUUAUAGUAUCUAGUCCCACAGGGACAAUAGUUAUGAAGAAAGGGAUUUUUUUUAUGGUUUAUGGGGUUGAAUAAGCAAAGGUUUUCGUGGAUAAAGUGUAGUGAAUUCGCUCAUUCAAUCACUCAAUCCCUAGGAGAUUAUCGAUGAAACCUUCAAAACCUCGAUUAUAGGGAGUUACUUGCUGUGUUUACUGCUUUUUGCGGAACGGUGUAGCACUCAUAACCUAGAAAUUACAGGAAAAGUUUCGGGGUAGAUAUUUAAUUGUGUUUUGUUCCGAAAAUGAUAUUGCAAGAAGCAAAAAAAGAUACUGCAAGAAGCAGAACAGGUCUUGCAAGAAACCAAGAUUCAAAUUGAAAAAGCAAAGAAAAAAUAUCUCACAUUAGAAGAGAUGCUGGGUGUGAUGUCAAAGGCGGUAAAAGCUUAUGCGUCGCUGCAAUCAAUACCUAGUAUUUUUAUUACCUCCUCUGAUCCAGAUAUUGCUACGCUGUAUAAUAAGAUCAUAUUUUAUCUUGUUCAUGCACAUAACGAGAUAGUCGAUAUCACAGCCAUCGAGAUAUUUUAUUAAAAUAAGGAUCUUGUUGAUAGAACGAGUAAAUUGGAGGAUAAACUCCGCUCAAGCUUGGAUGCUACCGAAAAGGUAAUCUCUCUUUACCCAUCCCCAGAUUUGGUUAAGAUCAAGGGCAACAUUGCCAGUAAACUAGCAGAAGUGAAACAAGUAAGCGUUGAUCAGGUAGAGAGAACUAUAGAACUCGCCAGCCAAAGAAGAGCUCAAAGAUGUGCCGAACUUUAACAAUAAAGCCCGAGAAUGUCGCAAAAACAAACUUUUUGAUGAUUCAUAUAAGUGGAAAAUGCGUAUUUUUGAGAGCUCGUGCAGGUAUAGGUGUCAAAACAUAGCCCGACCCGAUUAACCCGCCCGAUCAACCCGACCCGCAACCCUACCGCAACCCGAAUUGACUAAAAGUCAACAACCCGUAACCAGCCCGACCCGCAACCUAAUUGACCCGCAACCAAACUAACCCGCAACCCGAAUGACCCGCAACCCGAUUAACCCGAACCCGACUGACCCGCAACCCGAUUAACCCGAACCCGACUAACCCGAACCCGACUAACCCGUAACCCGACCGACUCAACCCGAAUUUCAUCUAACCCACUUGAUAAUUAUAAAAAUAUACAAUACAUAGUUUUUCAAAAUAAAGUUUUUCAUUCUAAACUUAAGUAAAAUUAUUUUUUCAUUUCGUAUAGGAAAUUUAAAAAAUAUGAAACUCACUUGAUAUUACGUAUUUUAAGAAAAUUACCAAAAUUGAAACAUGAAGGUCACUUGAGAUCAUGACAAUAUUAAUAUAAUAUAUAAAUUAAAAUUUUGGUUAAUUUAACUAUUCAAUAAAAUUAUCAAUUAAAUAUAAAUAAAGUAAAGUAAUAUAUUUCGUAAUUUGAUGUUUUUAAAAGAAGAGGGAAAUUUUGGUGUAUUCAAGUUUUUGGGAAGAGAAAAAAGAGGGAAAUUUGGUACUUUGAAUUUUUUUAGAAAAGAAACUAGUGGGAAUUUUAGUGGUUUUGAUAUGUGGGAAGAAAAAGAAGUGGGAAAGUUUGAUUCUUUUGAUUAUGAAAGAAAAAUAAGGAGGGAAACUUUUGAUUUUUCAACUUUUUGUAGAAGGAAAGAAGAGGGUAAUUUGGUUCUUUCAAUUUUAUGGAAGAGAAAGAAGAGGAAAAAUUGAGUUUUUCUAAUGUAUGGAAGGAGAAAGAAGGAGGGAAAUUUUAGUAUUUUUGUGAAAAGAAAGAAGGAAACAAAUUUGGUGUUUUCAAUUUUUUGGUUUUUCAUAAUUUUAGCUUUUGAAAUAUGAAUCUUUAACUUUUAUAUGGAGGGCAUGACUAGUUAAAAUUAUUCUUAUAUGCUUUGAAGGCUAAUAUGUAUAUAUGUAUGUAAUUAUUUAUGGGCUAAUAAAUGAAUGAACCAUUAGUUACAACAAUUUAUACUAAACUUGAUAAGUAAUCUUUGACGGUUCGUUGUUUAGGAUAUAAAGUAUAUGGUUAGGGUAUAAGGUAUAAGGUACAUAUGGUUUAGGGUGUAUAUGGUUAGGGUAUAAGAUAUUGAUGGUUUUGACGGUUCUAAGUUUUUUAUUAACAUAUGUUCACUUGAAGUCAUUUGAAGUCUUUAACGGCAGGAGAUCCCGUUUUAAUUUAUGUUUAUGGUACGUGGUUAGUGUACAAGGUAUGUGGUGUAAAGUAUAGGAUAUAUGGUCAGGGUAUAACAAUUAGCAAAUAUCACUUUUUAUCUAUGUUUUGAAAAUCAAAGUAUGAAUUUCACUUUUAAAUUAACUAUACUAGCAAAAUCACAACUCAAUGACAUAUGGUUAGGGUAUAGGUUAUGUGGUUAGUGUAUAAUGUAUUGAUGGUUUAGGGUAUACAAUCAACAACAUAUACUAACUUAAUAUUGUUGAUUGAGGGUAAGGCUAAGUGUACAGGAUAUAUGCUAUUGAGUAAGUUAUAAUUGAAGUCACAAUAAUUUUUAGGAUAAUUCGAUUUUUAGGAUAAUUCGAACAAUUUUACAAAUAACUCGUUUGGCAACAGUUUACUGAAGUUAUUUGGGCAAUGAGUUAUUUUGAAAUAACUCCUUUUAUCACUAUGCUUUUGCCAAUUACCACACGCCAAAUAUCAGAUUUGCAUGGUUAUACUAAACGAGAUACUUUAAUUCAAUUACUACUGAAUUAAUACUAAAAUAUCAAAUAAACAAUUAACGGUGUCUUUUGGUUGCAAAUAUUGAUAUCACCAUUACUAUUAGCUAUAAUACUUUACCAAUUAUGAUUAAUUACAUAACAAGUUUGCAAGUCAUACAAAUUGAUUUAAAAUUUUGACUAGUUUUUUUUUCAAAAAAAUAAAGUAUAUAUAUACGAGGUAGAAAUAAAUUGGUUAAAAAGUUGAGAAAAUAUUUUAAAUUAGUGUAAUAAAAUGUGUACGUUGGUAAUGAGUAAUGAGUUAAGUUACUUGAUGCGCUGGCCCGAACAACCCGAAACCCGACCCGCCCGCAACCCGGCCGACCCAAAACCCGAUGAACCCGCAACCCGAUUUGCCCGCAACCCAAUUGAACCCGAACCCGAUGAAUCCGCAACCCGACUAACCCGCAACCCGUUUGAACCUGAACCCGAACUCGCAACCCGACUAACUCGCAACCCGUUUGAACCCGAACCCGAUUGAACCCAGCCCGAACCCGCCCGAUUGACACCUAUGUGUGCAGGUGGGCUGUUUAGAUCACAGUAUAGCACCUUGCCCAAUGUUGAGGGCAACACGAGCGCCGUUAUAUCCCGCUUUCUGGAUUCUAAGAAUACGAUAUCUUUAGCGAAUAAACAUUUUAAUGAUGAACACGAUAUCUCGGGUAAAGAAGAGGAAGAGUGGGCAAAAUCUUUCAAUUUUGAUACAAGAGUAUCUAAAGCUCGGGAACUUAUUAACGAAGCCUAUAUACUCUACAACAAGGCCAGAUUUUCCUUAUCACGCGUCUCGCUUUUUCUUGCUGGCUACCCUAAAUCUUCUGUGAGUGAAGUUUCAUCAAAGCGGGGUGUCCUUAUGGAUGAAGCAAAGUCUUAUACUGCUCGGUACCGGUAGCCGACGAUCAAAGGAACCAAGUAAGCCGUGAUAUUAGCAAACGCCUCUGCACCAUAGAAGCCAGUCUUGCGGAUGGGGAGAGUUAUCUACAACUAAGAGUACUUUAAAUUAUUACAAUCCGACGAGGGUAGCACGAUAGCAUGAUAUAAUCCAAAUUGGAUCAAUCUAUAAGUCAUAAUUGCUUGAUCGAGAAGCAAUCUCAAUCACUAACAAAGAUCCUGAUUUUGUCUAAGUGUUUUAACUAUUUUAGGUAGCCCACUUGGUGAGCUUGGUUCACACAUUUGGCUCACUAGAAAUUGGAGUUGGGAGUUUGUUUUGAAGAUAAAGUUUCCCUCUUUAAGAUGGCAUGGUUUUUGGAUCAAGGAGAAGUCAUUAAGGUUGUUUUCCAAGGUCUCAAAGUUGCUACCCCAAAACCGGAGUACUGCCAGAUUUUGGCCAAGUAUGGAAGGCAGUUCGGGAAGCUCACUUUGAAGGCUUAUUCGAGGAAGAUGGCUGUGAUUCGAGUACUGAGGGUUACACCGCAUGAAAAUGUAUGUAUCAUUUACUACAGAGACAUGGGAUUGGUUGAUCGAAACCCUACCUUGAAGCCUUCGAACGAAAGAUUGCAAGAUUGUACGAAGACUGGCUGAAACUAUCUUGCAGAGUCAGCAAUCCUUUUCCUUUGAGGAUUAGGAUUUCUUUUAACCUUGUUAUGUUCGAGUUAGAAUUUCGAGUCUGUUUAUGUUUUGGUCUUUCGUAUUAGUUGUUUAGCUAGCCAAGGUCUUUUUAAACCUUUCAGUUACGUUGUAAUCGUUAGAUUAUGUUCAAUUGAAUACAAACCCAAGUUUGAUCCAUCUAGCUUUGCUAUGUGAGUUGAGAGGAGUGAGUUAGAUGAGUUCUAGGUUGCUUGAGAGCUUGUAUCGAUCAAUCAACACCUUGAUCGUGGCCAAACAUCAUUUUAUCUAUUUCGAGCCUUUCUCCUUUGUGUGGAAAUGCAUGAGAUCAACCAUCCCUAACCAUCGAAUCAACCCCCUGUUUACUUGAGUUUGAGAAUUGAGUUAAUCUCAAUUCGUUGCUGCGCGAUUCUGGAUACAAAGACCCAUCUAGGGCCCUGUCAUAGUGAAGUGAGAUAGCCGCAAACAAACCAAGAGCCAAAUGGUGUUGGUUUCCGUUGAUGGUAAGGUGUCUCCUUACGCUAAAGGAGAUGCUUUAGAGGAUGGAGACCAUAUCGGUUAUAGCUAUACCUCAUACGCUGAGCUUCCUCGCAUUGAUACAGGGGAGGCUUUUAACGGCUUGAGUGGCAAGAAGAGGCGAGUGCAUGAUGCGAGUGUUCGUGUCAUCAACACCAGUAAUUUAGAAGUAGGAACUUCUUUUGAAACGAUGCGAUUUGUCAAAGAUUUAAAAGGUAAAGCGAAAACAGGGGAGUUUUAUAUUCCCAUAGCUGGAGAUUUUACCACGGAUGAUAGCCUUUGCUUUCGUCAAACUACUCCAAGCUCUGGCAUUAUUACCGCAUUUAUUUCCCAUUUUAAGGCGGGAGGAUAACUAAAUGGAUCCAGUAACCACCUAUGCACUUAUUUCAGGGGGAUUAGCAGUAGCAUGACGCGUUUUGUCGAUGAUUGCCACAGAACAAAGGAGCGGAAGAAGAAACUACCAAGCAACGGGCGGUAAUAUUUUGUCUUUAAGUUCUUCACUUUGAUUCGACCAAGGCGAAACCGCUGUUUGGUUUCUUGUGAGUUGAAUGAAUGAACAAGGUGUUAUCACUAUCGGUUUAGAAAAUCUCGGAGCUUUUAAUCCCCUUGCUCUACCCCCUGGAUUGACAACAUCAUCCAACUUUUCCAUGACAAAAUGGUCAAAAGCAGACUUCGUGUACCAGAGGUUUUGAAAUGGAACAAUGGUGUUUAGAGUUUCAUUGACGGCUCUUGCUUGAGCUUGAUCUUUCUUCUUUCGAUUGUCUUCGUUAUAAACCUCGUAGAGAGCCGUCCCUAGCCUACCCGCUUGAGCUGGCGCAAGACCUAAUAUAUCCUAUGCACUUUU
This is a messenger RNA of Linum trigynum, 5967 nucleotides long. The record is from the annotation of a GenBank genome assembly. Lineage: Eukaryota; Viridiplantae; Streptophyta; Magnoliopsida; Malpighiales; Linaceae.